CAUCUUUCAGUACUAUUGACAUUAUCGCUGCUCUUUUUCUUCCACGUACCCCAGAAUAAACCGGGAAAGACGAGGAAAUACAUUCAUCAUGUCGACUCUACGCAACGCCGUCCAACGACGGAACCACCGUGAACGUGGCCAGCUUCAAGGCCGUGAGAAAUGGGGUAUUCUGGAGAAACAUAAGGACUACUCCCUCCGCGCCAAAGACUACAACACCAAAAAAGAGAAAAUCAAGCGUCUGCAAGAAAAGGUCCGCGACCGGAACCCGGAUGAAUUCGCCUUCGGGAUGAUGUCGGGCACCUCCGCCCGACAGGGAAAACACGGAUCCGGGGCGCGAGAUUCCGCGGCUGCGCGUGGGCUCAGUCACGAUGCGAUCAAGCUGCUCAAGACGCAGGAUGCGGGGUAUCUUCGGACCGUGGGGGAGCGGAUUAGACGGCAGAUGGAGAAGUUGGAGGAGGAGGUGCGGUUGCAGGAUGGGAUGAAGGAGAUAUUGGAUGGGGAGGGGGAGAAGAAGGGGGGGCAGGAGGGGGGGAGUGAUGUGGAGGAGGAUGAUAUGGAUUUUGAUUUUGAUUUUGGGGACGAGGAGGAGAAGAAGGCGAAGAAGUUGGUGUUUGCGGAUGAUCGCAGGGAGCAGAGGACGUUGAAGAAGAAGAAGUUGCGGGAGGAGGACGAGAAGGAGGAGGAGGAGUCGGAUGGGGAGGAGGAUUCGUUUGGGAAGAGGCAGGCGCAGAAGAAGUCGCGCAAGCAGAUCGAGGCGGAGAGACAGGCUCUUGUGGAGGCGCGUCGGGCGAGGAAGAUGAAGAAGCGGGCUGCUGAGGCGCGCGCUAACAAGCUCAAGGCCCUGCAGAAGCAGUAUAAGGAUAUCACGGCGGCGGAGCGUGAGCUGGAUUGGCAGCGUGGACGCAUGGAUAAUGUCGUCGGGGGCACGAAUAAGAAUGGGGUCAAGUGGAAGAUCCGCGAGCGGAAGAGGUGAUGCGGUGCGUCUUUAUCUAUGGGCUUUUUUACUUGUUUACUUCAAUCACUGGCUAUGAUUGAUGAUUCCGUUUGUUGCAUCAGGUGCGGUUGGGAAAAGUCAGUGUAUUCUACUAGAGUGGCGUUCGAGAUACCAUUUAAUGUACAGUGAUCAUCAAGACCCUUUU
Aspergillus ibericus CBS 121593 is the source of this 1139-nucleotide messenger RNA. RefSeq names its product rRNA-processing protein UTP11. Gene Ontology annotation, cellular component: small-subunit processome; nucleolus. Gene Ontology annotation, biological process: rRNA processing. The transcript has 2 exons. The record is from RefSeq and is a predicted model, not a curated record. Bases 89 to 973 code for a protein of 294 amino acids. Lineage: Eukaryota; Fungi; Ascomycota; Eurotiomycetes; Eurotiales; Aspergillaceae.